CAAGUUUUAUAAUUCUAGGCCCAAGUAUGAUUCACCCUUUCCCUUCAUAAAUGGGAAUGUUACGUUUAAAUCAGACCUAAAAUGAUCUAGUAAAUGUCUAGUGACGUGAUUUAUUUAAAACGUUAACUAGAGCUAACGAUCAUUCUUGCCGUGACACUUUUGUUUUGAAAGAACCGUGUGCUAUAUCAAGGUUUUAGCAGCUGCAGCUAGCUCAAACAGCGACAAACCUCAUCAUGGCAGCCGAGUGCGAUGUUUUGUCUGAAAUCGAGGUGCUGCAGUCCAUCUAUCUGGAUGAACUGCUGGUCAACAGGAAAGAAGAAGGGUGCUGGGAGGUGAGCCUGGUCCUGUACCCGUCCACAGCAGAGGACUCUGUCUCACAGUUUGUCCGCCUCACCCUGACUCUGACCCUGGAUCAGCAGUAUCCCUCGUCUUCUCCAGCAAUAUCCAUUCGUAACCCUCGGGGGCUUUCUGAUGACAAGAUCAGUAGUGUCCAAAAGUGUCUUCAGUUGGAGGCUCAGUCCUGUCUGGGUUCACCCGUGCUGUAUCAGCUCAUUGAGAAAGCUAAAGAAAUCCUGACUGAAAGCAAUAUUCCUCAUGGAAACUGUGUCAUUUGCCUCUAUGGCUUUAAGGAGGGAGAGACGUUCUCCAAGACGAGCUGCUACCACUACUUCCACUCCCACUGCCUCGGCCGCUACGCCAGCCACGCAGAGAGGGAGCUCCAGCAGAGGGAGCGCGAGUUAGAGGAGGACAAGACCCGGGACCACACCCAGCGUCAGGAGCUGACUGUGGUGUGUCCAGUGUGUAGAGAGCCGCUGUCGUAUGACGUGGACCAGCUUCUGUCCUCGCCUGCACCCCAGCUGCCCGAGCUGGACGAAGUGGUGAUUGGUUCAAAAUUUCAGCAGAAGUGGUGCAAGCUGCAGAAGCUUCUGGAGAGGCAGCGGUCUAAAGGGGGGAUCAUUGACCCGGAGGUGGAAUCAAAUCGAUUUCUCAUCCAUACCAACGAGGUGAGAAUGAAUCUGAAAUGAUAUGGCCACACAUUUA
Molecule: messenger RNA, 1041 nt
Organism: Notothenia coriiceps (black rockcod)
Lineage: Eukaryota; Metazoa; Chordata; Actinopteri; Perciformes; Nototheniidae
Gene: rnf25
Product: ring finger protein 25
Exons: 9
Coding region: 234-1025 (263 amino acids)
Biological process (GO): protein ubiquitination
Cellular component (GO): nucleus
Molecular function (GO): ubiquitin protein ligase activity; protein binding
Source: RefSeq, a predicted model, not a curated record